Molecule: messenger RNA, 3315 nt
Organism: Conger conger (European conger)
Lineage: Eukaryota; Metazoa; Chordata; Actinopteri; Anguilliformes; Congridae
Exons: 2
Coding region: 293-1933 (546 amino acids)
Source: RefSeq, a predicted model, not a curated record
AGACAAGCGCAUGGUUGCAGAAGACUUUGCUUCUCAGUCCAGUGGGCUUUCGCCUUCCGGGGUAUUUUGAAGUUUGGAAAUAAAAAACCACAUCGUCCUGCAAAAGAUUUCGCGACAGUACUCUGGUGCUUCUCUUUGACAUAAUUUUAAAGGAACUAGGGUGAAAAUUGGAAAUGUAAAAUCACACCCAGAAGAGGUUGUUCUGCAUGUUAACCUACACAUGUGCUGAUGUGUACAACACAUUUUUUGUUAAGUAAGGAAAAUCUUUAAACCUUGUCCAAGUCAACAAACAAUGUCAGGACAGGAGGUUCAAGUUGAACAGAGCCAACAAAAAUUUGGUUUGAAAAGGAAGCUCACAGGUCCCCCAAGGCUGCUUUUGGGCAAAUUCAGGGCUAAGACUCAGGGAGACAACCAGACAGAGGCUCAGACCAAGGGACCCAAUGGCAUGAAUGACAGCAAGGGGCCCGGAAUGGGCUCUCCCAAAAACCGGCAAGGCAACAUGGGAGAAGAUGGCUCCCUGGGCAUCUGUGUGGAGAAUUUCCAGAAGCUCACUGGCAAGCAGCCAGAGAUGCAGGGUGUGCAGGUCUCAGCCAUGGCUUCUGAGGUGUGCUCCACCAUAAGGAAUAGCGAAGCAGAGGGUGAGGGUUGUGAUGUUGGGAAUACGGUGAAAGGGCGGGCAAAGAAAAAGUCCCGGAGAUGGCUCUGGGCCCCCUCUCUGGUCUGCAUUAGGAGACGGAGGAGGAGGGCUUGUGGGGAACAAACUUCAGACAGAACCUUCCAUGAUGCAAAGACCGAUCUUGCUGGCAAACUCUUCGUGGCUGACCCCACUGGCCCAAGCGAAGAUCCUAAAGCCACCACUUCCCAAUGUCAACCUGCUGUGACAGAAGGAAAAGGUGGAUUCCCAGACAGAGCUGGAUCCACCUUGAAAAGACUGCUCACAUCCAACAAAUCCAAGGAGCCAAAGGGAGCGCAUUGGGACCCUGCAGUGCAAAGUAGAUCAAGUGACCAGCUUCACCCGAAAGUGUCCUUCAGGAAAAAAAUGGGACUUAUCUUUAAACGUGGAAGCAAGAAUGCCCCUACCUCGGCAGAACAUAGAGGCACAACAGCUCCUCCGGAUGAAGAAACUGGUGGACUGCCUCUCUCUGGCAAAGCCAGCAGCCCAGAGGGUGACUGUUCGGAAGCUACUUCAAAGUCAGGCGGUCACCUGACGGUAAGCGUGGAGGUCAGCAAUUUCGGACACGCAGGGAUGGAAAAGAGAAAACCUGCGGAGGGCAGCAAUCGGGAUGAUGGCUGCGGGAGCCCUGUGGGGUUGAGGAAGAUGGCAGAAGAGCAUAAACCUAGGCGUUGCUAUAAGGACGAGCAGGACAGACCUGACCGGAGACUGAAAUCCGACCUUCCCUCAAAGGCUGCUGGUAGCCUUCCGCCGGUGAUGGAAGAGACCCCUGCCGCAGAGAAAGACUCCGAUUGGUCCCCUGGUGUCGGGGCAGAUUCCCUCAAGGAUCUGUUAAAGGAGUCCGAUGUCAGUUCCCUACUGGAUGUUGCAUGUACCGAGAAUGACAGAAUUCCAGAGAACGUACGCACGGAGGACGCAAUGGGGUCGCGGCUUUCCUUGAGCGGAAUUGCUGUGGAGAACAGUGUGCAAGAUCCCCUGGUCUUGAAUGGGAUUGACUGCAUGGGGUACCUCAGCAGGGAUGUUGUACCCGUGGACAUUGAGAUUGUGGUAACCAAUGGACCGAUGGGAUCUCCUUUGGAGGACCUUCACCGUGGGGAUAGAUCCCUUGUAACCGACCACCCUUGCGAGGCUCUGCUGGUGCAGACCGCCUCCUCCUUGGUCCAGGCAGCAGUGAAGGCGGCCCUGGACCAAAUUGCAGAAGAACUGGAGGCCGCAGCUGCUGCCCACCAGGAGGCGCAAGCAUGCAAAUGUCAACUCUAACCCCCUCCUUGACAUUUUCCUACACAUUAACCCUUCAAGGAGUAGGUUUAUUUUUUAGUUAGUGUUCUAGAACUCCACUGCUUUCAGUAACCAGUAGUGAUUAUGACAUCAGCAUUAGAAUGUUCAGUUAAGAACAUUCUAAUCACAUACAGUGCAGUCCAUAAGUAUUUGGACAGUGACAAAUCUUUUUGUUGUUUUUCGCUGCGUACUCCAGCAAACAAAUAUUUUACUGUCCAAAUACUUAUGGACUGCACAUCACUUGUGAUCUCACCUGUCACAGGGUUAAUGGAUCAUGUCCUACAAUACUUAUUGGGGACAGGAGGCCAGCAGGCAUGUGAUGCGGCUAAACACCAUACACACAGAACACACAUAAAGAACCAAGUUUUUUUUAUCUAACCUUGCAUUCUCGACAAGUCCAAUUUUCCAUCAGUGCCCUACCAGAGCAGUGUGACAAUUUAAAUCAUCCAGGAAUGUCAGACUGAGUGCCACACCCAUCGAUACAAUUAGGGAAGUAGCCAUUACGAUGUUCUUGCUUACAUCACGGGAGGUGAAUCUGAACAUUAGAAAUAUGUUGUUGUGCUGGUAAUAGCUUUAAUGAAACUGGACAGACUAAAUAAAACUUAGAUUAAGCAUUUAUUAGAUUAAUCAAUCAUUUAAAAAAAUAUUAUUUAAUUUAAUAAUAUUCAUGGUGUCCAGCUGCUUGUUGUGUUGAAGUCUGGUUCAUUAUAUGUCUGGCAGAACUAGGGAAAAAAAAGAAGCUUAUUCUAUUAAUGCUAUCCAGUGGCGAUUGCUUUUUACACUGUGUUUCAUACCAGAUUGUAUCUGAAAUCUAUUGGAUCAGAAUCUGAAGUGCAUUAACAUUGUUGUGCUUGAAAAUAUCUUGUUUAAUGUAUUACAACUGUCAAUAGUGUGUAUUGUAGCCAGUAUUGUAUUGAAACCAUUUGUAUACUGUAUGGAAGGAUACUUUGCAUUUCCUGUUGUUUUCUUCUUCUGUGAUUUCAUCACGAUCACACAUCAUUACUGCUGUGAACAGUGGGUUUGUGAACAGUGUGGGUUUAAUGCCAAAUGGCUGACCUGCUGGGUAUGCUUAUGUUCCUCCAUAUCAAAUGCAGUGCAAGACAUCAAGUUAUCAAGUUUGCCCUUGAGAAUUCUUAUCAAAAUUGAUUCUCUGUGUUAUUCCAAUCUAUAGCUCUGGUUUACCUUUUUAUAUUUAUGCACAUGUGUCCUAUGCAUUUGUCAUUUCUGACUUUAUUAAAAUAGAUUUUGUGUAUUGCUGUUCAUGAACAUGCAGACAGAUAGAUUGAACAACGUUUCAUCAAGACAUUUGAGACACAACUUAAAAUGGAGAAACACUGAGACACAUAAAGAUCCUCUGAAAGACC